Messenger RNA from Theobroma umbraticum, 1742 nucleotides. RefSeq names its product gibberellin-regulated protein 12-like. NCBI's taxonomy places the organism in Eukaryota, Viridiplantae, Streptophyta, Magnoliopsida, Malvales, Malvaceae. The record is from RefSeq and is a predicted model, not a curated record.
UAUCAGAGCUUAAUCUGCUCUUCUUCUCUUUUUUCAUGUGAUGUUGUUCGGAAGUACUGGUAGUGUAGUUUCUUCUGCUUUUGUGUUUAUUAAGACUCUUUUCCUUUCCUCUUAAAACUCAAUGACCAAGUUAGACUACUUUUAUAUCCUCUCUCUAUUAAUGAAAAAAUCUGCCUCUUGACUGAGCCAAGAAACAAAAAAUAGUACUAAUCUGUAGUAUUCUGCUAUUGUUUUGUAGGCUGCUGUUAGGUAUCUUUCAAGCUAUUCCUUGUUGAUUGCUCCAUCAUAGUAUAUAAUUGAUACCUUUGACCAUUAAUUGCAAGUUCUUGUUGUUUCUCCCAUUCCAAGCCAAAGUUCCUAGUGCAUCCAGAGUCAGCUUGUCCAAGUCAAGUGCAAUACGAGAUCAGUUUCUUCAAAUGCAAGAAUUAUACAUGUUUGGUCUUCCAAAAACUAAGCCAUUGAGAUCCCUUCAAUAUUUUAAAGAUUUGUUACAGAUGAUGGAGUAAGGGUUCAAGGCAAUAUAGAGUGUAUGUUCUUAAUUUCAGGUCUCCAGGACACUGGAGAUUUUGCCUUUUCACUCACUGUUACCUUGCAAGUCACCCUGUUUCUGAUAAAUUGUUUAAUCAGUAAUUUCUUUUCAACAAUUGUUGCAUGAUUAUGGCAGACAUUUAUUUAUUUUCCAUAUUAUAUUCUUACAUGCUAGUGAGCAGUGACAGAAUAAGUUUGUUGCCUGUACAAUUUCACAUAUUUUUUUGUUUUUGGCUAGAGAUUUCACAGACUUGGAAAAGUUUUAAAAGAAUAUAUAAUAGUAAUGAGAACAAUGACAAGUGGAAAUCUAAUCAUCGUCAAAACUAACUAAUUAUCAUUAUUUUAACCAUUCUUAAACAAAGGGAUGAAGUUAAGAUUCAUUUAAACUAACUUGUACUUACUAAAACCUCCAUAACCAUUAAAGAGUGGGAGAUUAAAGAAAACAGAACACAAGUAAAUAUGAUUAAUAUUUCUCUGUUUGAUUUUUCUUUUGGGUUUUUCCCCACCUUGUUUAGUUUGGCUUCUACAAAUGUCAUUUAUUCACCCAAAAUGUGAAUAUUUAAUAUCAAAUGAGAGGAAUAUUCUCAUAGCAAUAACAAAACGAAUGGGAAUAUUCCUUUUGGGUUAUCAAAGGUGCAAGAUAUAAAAGCAAUAGAUGGAAACCAAGGUCAAGACUUAUCUGUACCUGAAUCAAACAUUCAAAUUCAUAUCUGUAAUAGUAGAAUGCCAGGAAUGCAAUCCAGAGUAGGAUAUUUUACCAAAAUAAUGCAUUUGCUUCCCAUUGUAUAUAUGAACAUGAGCCAUGGAUGUUUUCCACAUCAACAAGCCAUAUUUUUUCCUUAAUACAAAUCACUGCCUUCAGUUUACACUUCCCAGAAACAAAUCUCAAAAUGGCUAGGCUUUCUUGGGCUCCCAUUGCUUUCCUUCUCUUCCUAGCUUUGGCCUUUACCAUUCAAACAGCAAGGGCUGGUGGGGAAGGAUCCCUUAAACCUGAAGAGUGUGAAGGUGCAUGCGAGGUUCGGUGUUCAGCAACAUCUCACAAGAAGCCAUGUCUAUAUUUCUGCAACUAUUGCUGUGACAGAUGUUUGUGUGUUCCUUCUGGUACAUCUGGCAAUAGGGAGGAAUGUCCAUGCUACAACAACAUCAAAACAAAGGAAGGUGCCAAUAAGUGCCCUUGAAAAAUUAAGCACUGAAGAGCAUGAAGAGGAAAAAUA